CCUGGGUCCCCCCCCAUGGGGAUGGUUUACAGGGCCACCCUGAGUCCCCACACCCACAGUGUCCAGGGGCACAGGAACCAGCCUGCGUGGUUGGCGGGCUCUGUGGUAAAUGGGCGGGGGGAGCGGGCCGGACAAGACCCACGGCGCGGGGCUGGCCCAGGCUACUUCCUGUCUUUGUUGUCCCCGUGUUUUCUUUUCCUUCUGAGAUUUAACUUGAAGACCACGUCACUGGCAGGCCUGGAGUCACUUGCUGCCUGCGCCUGCCCGGCCGCUGACAUGAUCCUGGCUCUGCUGCUUGGCCUCGGGGGGCCCCUGGGCUGGGGGCUGCUGGGGGCUGGGGCCCAGGCUCCUGGCAGCACCUUCUCCUACCCCCACAUCCCCAGGCCCCCGGGGCCCCUGGGAACUGAGGCUGAGGAUGGCACCAGGGGACCCAGUGGAAGUAACUGGUGCCUUUACCAGAUGUCCAGGAUGGUCACCUUUGUAGCCGCCUGCAAAAAGGAGAGAUUCCUGGUCCACUCACAGCAGCCAUGUCCACCAGGGGCUCCGGACUGCCCAAGAGACAGAGUCAUGUACCGCAUGAUCCACAAGCCAAUGUACCGGCUCCAGCAGAGGGUCCUGACUGCCCCGGCCUGGAGGUGCUGCCGGGGCUUCCAGGGCCCCAACUGUGAGCUCCACGACCCCGUGGUGAGCGCCACGCCUGCAGAGCCGGGUGACAGCCUCCCACAGCCUUGGGACAAGCCGGCCAGCUUUGGACUCGUCCACCCUGCUGCAGAGCUCAGGGAGGCUGAGGGGAGCCUGGCACGAGACCUCCAGAAUGACAUCCACCAGGUGGCUGACGGCCUCCCAGGACCCUGGGCCACCUCGGCUACAGGGGACCUCACAGUGGGGGCCAUGGAGGAGACAGAGAUGGAGUCGGACUUCCCUGACAGGGCCCUGGAACAGGUGCCACCGCUGCACGUGGAUGCCUUCCUGCAAGAGCACAUCAGCCCCAUCUGGAGGAGCGUCAACGAGAGCCUGCGCAGCCUCUCCCAGGCAGUGUGGAACCUGUCCCUCGACCUGGAGGCUAACCGGCAGGCUCUCCAGCGUGUCCAGGCCAGCUCUGUGGCCAGCCCCGACUUACAGGAGCUCGGUGCCAAGUUCGAGGCCAAGGUUCAGGAGCACAGCCGGCACAUGGAUCAGCUGCGGCAGGACCUGGAGGGCCACCUGGAAGCCCAGCACCGGUCCCUGCACCGGGCCCUCGCAGAGGUCCAGGCAGAGAUGAACGCCAAGUUUAAGAGGCUGCUCAAGGCCCAGGAGCCCCUGGGGACCAAUGGUAGCCAGGUCGGGGCAGCCGCAAGACCAGAGCCUGAGAGCCUGCAGGCCAGGUUGGGCCAGCUGCAGCGAAACCUCUCUGAGCUGCACACAGCCUGCAGCUACAAGGAGGAGGAGCUGCAGGAGGCCUUCGGCGAUGUAAGGGCCACCCUGGUCCAGCACACGCACGAAAUCAAGGAGCUGUACUCGGAGUCGGACGAGACCUUUGACCAGAUCAGCAAUGUGGAGCGGCUGGUGGAGGAGCUGCAAGUGAACCACACAGGGCUGCGUGAGCUGCGUGUGGACCUCAUGGAGAAGUCCCUGAUCAUGGAGGAGAUCAAGGAGGAGCUGGAGCGGAGGCUGCAGGAGCUCAACGUCACCCUGCAGCAGCUGCAGAGCAGCCACGCCAGGUACCUCAAGGACUGCAGCUGCCCAAAGCUCUCCUCGGACCCGGACGCUGCGCGUGCCCAGGAGGAGAAGCCUGGGCCGCUGGACUCGCAGGACGACUCCUCCCUGUGGGCUCUGCGCGCCACCGUGGAGACUGCGUUGAGCACCAUGGACGUGCUCGAGGCCAAGCACGAGCGCGCGUGGGCGGAGAGGGCACGGCUUCGGGGCCGCGUGCAGGCACUGGACAGCGAGGUGCGCGCACUGCGGGUGGCCGUGGAGGACACGCAGCGCGACGCGCGCCAGCUGCACAGCUCCUUCGCGGCGCUGCUGCAGGACGGGCUGCGCCACGAGGCCGCGCUGGCCUCGCUCUUCGGCGAGGAGGCGCUGGAGGAGCUGUCGGAGGGUGCGCCCGGCCCGCUGCCCCUGCGCUACGGGCAGGUCCUCGAGGCGCUGCGGGACGCAGCCCGCGGGCUGCAGGAGCAGGCGCUCGGCUGGCACGCGCUGGACGCGCGCGUGGCGGCCCUGGAGCGCGCGCCGGGGCCAGAGGAGACCACACCGGGUUGCGAGGCCUCCUGCGUUGCCAAAUUCAAUGGCUCCCUGCAGGGUCUCCAGGGUGCACUCUCCGCCACCCAGCGGGACCUGGAGCGGCAGCGGAGGCUCUUCCACGCCCUCUUUGGCAAUUUCCGAGGGCUCCUGGCCACCAACGUCAGUCUAGACCUGGGCAAGCUGCAGGCCAUGCUGGACAGGAAGGGGAAGAAGCAACAGAAGGAGCCGGCGGCCCAGAGAAGGGACAAAGAGCGGGAGCUGGAGCAACGGGCCCCGGGCGCAGGAACCUGGCGGCCAGGCUCCCCUGUGGCCUUCUACGCCAGCCUCUCCGAUGGCACAGGGACAGCCGCCCCGCAGACAGUGAAGUUCAACACUACAAGUGUCAACCUCGGCAACAGCUACUUUCCCGAACACGGCUACUUCCGGGCCCCUGAGCGGGGCAUCUACCUGUUUGCAGUGAGCGUGGAAUUUGGCCCCGGCCCCGGCACGGGGCAGCUGGUGAUUGGGGGUCACCAUCAGACACCCGUGUGCACCACGGAGCAGAGAGCCGGGGGCACGGCCACCACCUUCGCCAUGGCUGAGCUGCAGCAGGGGGAGAGAGUGUGGUUCGAGCUGACGCAGGGCACGGUAGCCAAGAGAAGCCCCGCGGGCACUGCAUUCGGGGGCUUCCUGAUGUUCACCACCUGAGCCCACUCGGCUGUCCUCAGACGUCGAGGACUUCCUGUCCCUUGGUCCAGAGCACCUGGCUCCUACCCGGGAACCUUCACAGAGACGUGGUGCUCAGUGUGUGCCCCAUGCGUGGGCCGGGACUGCCCUCUGAGGGGACACGACAGGCACACUGCUCUCUGGUCUGCCCGAUCCCUGCCCACGUGGCUCGACCCGCAUCUGCUGCCCCCUGCAUCCUACAGCUUCGGGGUUUUGCUCUCCUCCUGUGGUUGGAAACUUCUGUACGACAUUGCAAACCCUCCUUCCUCUUCAUCUUCUCCCCAAGUGGCUGCUAGAAGGAAAAGUUUCAAGAGGAGCCCUUGGGCUGGGGUGUUGCACGUGCAAGGCCCCAGGUGGGAUCCCCAAAACUGAAGAGAAAUGCAGGUGACAUCUGAGCUAAAAUUCCAAAACAGUCACAAGUGACUAGCACAGUAGGCUAAAACCCACCCUCUGGUCUCUUAGAAAUGGAGCAAGGGCCUGCUUGAGUUGACCAAGGGAAAUAAAAUGAGUAUCUUUUCUUUAGUCUCAGCCACUCCCAUCUUUAUCUGAAUAUAUAAUUUCAUCUCUUUUUUCUCCUUGAGUUGUUCAGGAAAACACCAGGACCUGACUAAAGUGUGUUUAUCUGUCCCUGGUUCCACCUCCUCCAUGCUUAGACUUCCUGUCCCUGUCCCCAGCCAGGAAGGGAGCAGGGAGGGAGGAAAGCCUCAGUGAGGACCACCCUUGGAAUGAAGUGACAGCCUGCAGAUUGCUGCCAUGCCUACUGCCCGCGAGCAAAACCGUCCCGUGUGAUGCAUAGACAUGUAGCAUGGAAUGAAACUAUUUGGGGUAAAUGUGCCUCAGUAUCUCCAGCCACACUUGACAUCCACAGUUUCAGUCAACUCUGCGUGAGGUAUCCAAGUGCCUUCACUUGGCAGUCACAUUGAUUGUAGUGAGUGAGUCAGAGUAACAGUCAUCCCUGUGAUAUCAUCUUGUGUGUUCAGGCACUUUCUCAUCCCUAGGACCAAGUACCCAACAGCCACAGACUGAAUGGAGCAGGAGUUUCUUUUGGGUCACACUUUCCACUGGUUCAUUACAUGGUCAGAUACCUCCAAGGCAGACGGAUGGGCCUGGCGGAGGAAGCUGCUCGUCUCAUGGCAGCCAGGAAGCAGAGAGGGAGGGGAGGAGCUAAGGAUGACUCUACCCUUCCGGGUCACACCCUCCUGACCACCACCUGCAACCAGGCCUUACCUCCUCACAAUUCAGCUAUGAACUCCUCCAUGGAUGAAUCUACUGAAGAGUGUAGCACCCCAUGAGCCACUCACCUUCACAUGCAUGGACUUGGGGACAUUUUAGAUCUAAACCAUAGCAACAUGCUUUAAAAAAAAAUUUCAGAUCCUAGAGCAAACAUGCUUGAGAAAGCAGUCAUCUAGCCAUCAGGAAAUAAAGUGGGUCUUGAGCAGUAUAGUAUACUCCCUUGAAGUUGUGAUUCAGAGUUCAAAGCCUCAGUCAUUCACAGAUUUUCCCUUAGACCCUAACUAAUAAUUGUUCUCAGAACCACCCCCGCUGCACUUUGACAAAAACUGCAAUAUCCUCCACAAUUGUUUUUUUGGCAAGAGAGUUGCAAGUAGCCAAUUCAAGAGCGUUCCUCAUUCUCUUUGGUGCUGACUGGCUGCCGCCCUGUAACCCAGCUUCCACAGAUGCACCAGCAUUCCCGCAUCGUAACAGGUUGCUGUACUGUGUGCAGCUAUCUUGAGUAUGCUUGGUUUUGUUCCUAAAGCCCUAAGAUCCCUAAGAUGCCCCCAAGACACCCUGUACCUUCUAAGUCUUCAUUAAUACAGUCUUUUAUUAAAUUACCUAACUGUGGGGGAUAUAGUGUAUUUAUGGUUUAAACUAUAAAAAAGAGGCAUUUUUCUGACCGUA
Messenger RNA from Chinchilla lanigera (long-tailed chinchilla), 4827 nucleotides. It is a transcript of the gene Mmrn2, whose product is annotated as multimerin 2. Gene Ontology annotation, molecular function: protein binding. The transcript is spliced from 7 exons. Lineage: Eukaryota; Metazoa; Chordata; Mammalia; Rodentia; Chinchillidae. Gene Ontology annotation, biological process: negative regulation of cell migration involved in sprouting angiogenesis; negative regulation of vascular endothelial growth factor receptor signaling pathway. The coding region runs from base 16 to 2910 and encodes 964 amino acids. The record is from RefSeq and is a predicted model, not a curated record.